UAAUUAAGCCCCAUAAUCGCAAAAACCUUUCCCACAAAAUCUCAAACCCUAGAAACCCACCUACUGUUUCUUCUCUCAAAGUUUUGGGCAAACCGAAGCCCAAGCUCUCAACCAAACAUGAAGAUGGUCAUCGGUGAGGUCCUCUCGUCAAAGCCAAUCUCUCUCAAGAAGGCCACCUCGACUCUCUCCACCUUCGUCUCCACCGAGAACGGCGCGUCGCCGGCCAUAUGUGCCUACCUCCGACGCGCCCUUGCCUCGUUCAAGGAGUUGCGGCAGCACGAGAAGGAGCUCAGAGAUCCACGGUCUGAGCAGAGACAAUACCGGUCCAAAUCGGAGACUCUCAGCGACGUGAGUCACAAGCAAAAAAGAGAUCAGCCAGAGAGUAAUAUUACCACCGGAAACCCAAUAGAAAGGGACGAAAAACCUACCCGGAUCGUCGUUUCGGCUCACAGAAUUGGAGACGAGGGUAAGAGUGAGAAGCAUAAGAAGAAUAAGCAGAAGGGUGUAUUUGGUAAAUUUGGGGAUAAUGGAAGUGAAGUUGGGGAGAGUAGAGGCACUGAAAUUAAAGUGAAAGUCGAGCCUGAAGAGAAUCCGGGUCGAAGAGAUGAGGGCAAUGUGGGAAUGGAGAGCGAGAGAAAGAAGGACAAAAAGAAGAAGAUCAUAGCCGAAGAGAUUAAAGAAGAAAGUAAAGAAUUAGGUUUAGCCGACUCCUAUUCGGUGGAACCACAGAGUAAUAAAAGGAAGAAGAAGAAGGAGAUAAACGAUGCUGGUGAUUUUAAGAAUAAUGGGAUUAAAACUGAGGACAGAGAUGAUAGUGUUAAAAUGGGAAUUGAAGAAGUAAAGGAGGAGAGCAAAAAGAGGAAGAAUGCGGAGGUUGAGGAGAAAGCAGAGGAUGGUUCGGAGGAGCAGAGGAGUAAGAAGAAGAAGAGGAAAACUAAUUGAGUAUUAGGUGGUUUAGCAAUUUUGCUGUUGUUGUAUUUGGAAACUGGUGGAGAUUUUGUUUCAGAGCAAUCCAUUGGCUUGGCACGGCCUGGCAUAAGGGUAACUUUUGUGUGUAACCGGUAAUUAUUUUAAUGUAAUAUUGAGGGAAUGUGUUUCUUUAUACCUAUUCAUUGCAAUGAGAUCUAGUUGAUGGCUAAUGUUA
Messenger RNA from Corylus avellana, 1144 nucleotides. RefSeq lists its product as uncharacterized. The record is from RefSeq and is a predicted model, not a curated record. Lineage: Eukaryota; Viridiplantae; Streptophyta; Magnoliopsida; Fagales; Betulaceae.